This is a messenger RNA of Chondrus crispus (carragheen), 969 nucleotides long. The record is from the annotation of a RefSeq genome assembly. NCBI's taxonomy places the organism in Eukaryota, Rhodophyta, Florideophyceae, Gigartinales, Gigartinaceae.
AUGGACACAUACUUACAUUACAAUUUUUACAGUUAUAUAAACAAAAUUUUAGAUUUCAGCCGAUCAUCAUCAAUGCUUAUAGCUGUUUCCGGCGGACAAGAUUCUCUAUGCUUAAUUAAAUUAAUACAAGAUAUUGUAAAUAAACAUAAGCUAACAGUAAAUAUUGGCUAUAUUUAUGUAGAUCAUCAAUGGAAAAAAGAUAGUAAACAACAAAUUAAACACCUAAUUAAUUUACUGAAGAUAAAACAAGCAGCUCUAUCUAUAUAUCAAAUUAAAGAAAUUCCUAAUUCUGAAUUAGCAGCAAGAAAUAUUAGAUAUAAGAUAAUAAUACAACAUGCAAUAAAAUAUAAUUAUUCAAUAAUUAUGACCGGGCAUACAAAUACAGACCAAAUUGAGACUUUUUUAUUACAAUUAAUUCGUGGUAAUGGUAUUGAUGCAGUAACUAGCUUAAAUAAACAUCGAAUAUUAAACAAUCAUCUACAAAUAAUAAGACCUCUUAUUAAUUUCAGCCGAUCAGAUAUUACAUGGUUUUGUCGUAAAUUUACACUGCCUAUUUGGUCAGAUAUAAGUAAUUAUGAAUAUAAUAUCAAUCGUAAUCGAUUAAGAAAUGAGCUACUACCAUAUCUGAACAAAUAUUUUAUUUUUAAUGUAGAAAAACAAAUCAAUUACUUUCUAAAUAUAUCUGAUAUAGAGAAUGAAUAUAUUAAACAAAAUGCUAUUAAAUUAUAUUUAAAAAGUCGUCAUAAAACUAACCUAGCAUUAAAUUACUGGAUCAUAAAACAACAACAUAAAGCACUACAAGUAAGAGUUUUGCAAAUCUUUGUAUACCAUAAUUUUAAUAAGACAUUAACUAAAAAUAUUUUAAAUAAGCUACUUAAUCUAAUUCAAAAUAAUAAGAAUAAUGUACAUAUACUAAAAUGGAAAAAUUUAAACUUCAAAAUAAAUAUUAAUUGGCUAUAUUUUUAUUAA